UAUCACUGUCUGCGCCAUGGCUGUAACAGUUGACAUAGGCUUAUAGAUAUAGAUAAAAAUGUCUAAAACAACAAGCGUUAAAUCUACCCAGUUAGAAAUGAAAUUAAUUCAAUCUGAUGUGACUGGUAACAAAGCGAAGGAGUGUACCAGACAUUUUGAAGGGAUUGAAAGUGCAAGAGUUAGCUUAAGCAGUGAUGAAGGUUUUGAAGCUGAAGAAGAUGACUCGCUUCUAGAACCACAGUACGCAGAAGGAAGAAAGAAGAGAGGAGCAUUGAGAUGCUUUUGUUGUAUCUGUAAUUGUUUCUGUUUUUGGAUUGAGAGGUGUUUUUUAGCCAUGGCAAAAAAAAUUUGUGGAGAACAAACACAUAGACCUCGUACAGUUUUUAUUGGUCGAACAUCUAAUGAAAAGUUUCCUGCAAACAAAACAAGAAAUCAGAAGUAUAACAUUCUCACUUUUAUUCCACUGGUUUUAUUCCAUCAGUUCAAGUUCUUCUUGAAUCUGUACUUUCUUGUGAUGGCUUUAUCACAGUUCAUUCCUGAUGUGAGGAUUGGUUACCUCUACACAUACUGGGGACCACUAGGCUUUGUACUGAGUGUUACAUUAACCAGAGAAGCAAUUGAUGAUUUUCGACGGUUCAGAAGGGAUCGAGAAGUCAACUCUCAGAAAUAUAAAAAACUCACAAAACAAGGUGUACUACUCAUCCCAAGCUCUGAUAUAAAAGUUUCUGAUCUCUUAAUUGUGGAAAAGGACCAGCGAGUUCCAGCAGAUCUUGUAUUCCUUAGAACUACUGAGAAGAAUGGGGCUUGUUUUAUUCGAACGGAUCAGUUAGAUGGAGAAACAGACUGGAAGCUUAGGCUAGCUGUUGGAUCGACUCAAAGACUAAUGACUACAGAAGAAUUGUUUGAAAUGGAUGCAUCAUUAUUUGCUGAAGAACCAAAGAGAGACAUUCACAGCUUUGUUGGGAAAUUCACAAGGCAUGAUGGAGAAGGAGGUGAAGAUUCCUUGGGUAUUGAGAACACUCUGUGGGCGAAUAGUGUUCUUGCUUCAGGAACAGCCAUUGGAAUUGUAAUUUAUACUGGAUCAGAAACUCGAAGUGUUAUGAAUAACUCAAAACCACGAAGCAAGGUUGGCUUACUAGAUACAGAAAUAAACCAACUUACAAAAGUUUUGUUUUGUGCAGUAAUCGGACUUGCCCUUGUCAUGAUGUGUCUCAAGGGUUUUGGAGGUCCAUGGUAUCGGUAUUUGUUUCGAUUUGUCUUACUGUUUUCAUACAUCAUACCCAUCAGCUUGCGGGUCAAUCUAGACAUGGGUAAAAUGGUCUAUUCUUGGAUGAUUCAACAAGAUAAAGAAAUUCCUGGAACUGUUGUUCGUAGCACUACCAUACCAGAAGACUUGGGAAGGAUUGUUUAUCUUCUUUCUGACAAAACUGGAACACUUACCCAGAAUGAAAUGAUUUUUAAAAGGUUGCACCUUGGAACCGUUUCUUUCAGUCCAGACACAUUUGAUGAGGUGGCAGCACAUCUACGAACAUCAUUUGCCCCUAAACCUUCGACAGGAACAACGCCCACACGGGGAACCACUCAUUCCAAAAUGAGGCGAACUGUUGUGACACGUGUACAAGAAGCAGUGACAGCUCUAGCUCUGUGUCACAAUGUAACUCCAGUGUAUGAGAAUGGUAACAUUGCUGAGAUUUCUGAUGGUGGUGAAGGUGAGGAGGAUGGAGAUACCGAAGCUGACCAACAGAGCAAGCAGUGCUAUGUUUACCAAGCUUCUAGUCCUGAUGAGGUUGCUCUUGUUUCUUGGACAGAAAGCGUGGGGCUGACACUUGUGUAUCGUGACCUUACAAGUAUGAAAGUUAAGGCACCUCAAGGCCAGCUUUUAACCUAUACCAUUUUACAGAUCUUUCCAUUCACACCAGAAUCUAAAAGAAUGGGUAUUAUUGUCAAGCAAGAAUCUAGUGGAGAAAUUGUCUUCUUCAUGAAAGGAGCCGACAGUGUCAUGGCUUCUGUCGUCCAGUACAAUGAUUGGCUUGAUGAAGAGUGUGGAAACAUGGCACGGGAAGGGCUUCGAACAUUAGUAGUAGCAAAGAAAGUGUUAACAGAAGAACAGUAUGCUGACUUUGAAGCUCGGUACAACCAGGCUAAAGUCAGUAUUCAAGACCGAGCAGCACGUGUAACUGCUGUACUGGAAAGUUUAGAGCGAGACAUGGAGCUACUUUGUUUGACAGGAGUUGAAGAUAAGCUCCAGGAAGAGGUACGGCCAACCCUUGAACUGCUGAGAAAUGCUGGAAUUAAGGUGUGGAUGUUGACUGGAGACAGACUGGAAACAGCCAUAAGCAUAGCCAAAUCUUCUCGACUGGUCUCGAGAACUCAACAGAUACAUAUUUUUGACUCGGUUACAUCUCGCACAGAAGCUCACCUUGAAUUGAACGCCUUCAGACGGAAAAACGAUUAUGUCCUCAUUAUUAAAGGCGAUGCAUUAGAGGUUUGUCUAAAGUUUUACCCAAAAGAAUUCAUGGAGUUGGCUUGCCAGUGUCCUGCUGUUGUUUGUUGUCGGUGUUCACCGACACAGAAAGCCGAGGUGGUCAGACUUAUCAAACAUCAUACUGGGAAAAGGACUUCAGCUGUUGGAGACGGAGGAAAUGACGUCAGCAUGAUUCAAGCUGCAGAUGCUGGUAUUGGUAUUGUAGGUAAGGAAGGAAAACAGGCAUCUUUGGCAGCAGAUUUUUCCAUCACACAGUUUAGUCACGUGGCCAGACUCCUCCUUGUGCAUGGCCGCUACAGUUACAAAAGAUCAGCAUCACUAAGUCAGUUUGUUAUUCAUCGAGGACUCAUCAUCUCAACGAUGCAGGCAGUUUUCUCAUCUGUUUUCUUCUUUGCAUCAGUUGCCCUGUAUCAGGGUUUUUUAAUGGUUGGGUAGGUAUUGAUAUGGGGGUUAUUGUUUUUUGAGAUAUUUCUAAUGGUUAAGCAACAUUUGGAUCUAACUAGUCAUGUAUGUAAGAGUUUUUUGAUAAUUGGCUGGUAAAAUGUUACUGUUACCAUUCAUGUACAUGGUUAUUUUCUGAUUAUUGAGUGCAUUUAAAUUUGGCUAAACAUGUAAAUGUGUAACUUAAUUUUUAUUAUUAAAAUAUUUUAUACUAAAAAUGAUUAUUGUUAAGUAGUAGUUGUAAUGAAACUUUAAUAUCACGGGAAAUAUCUUAGCCCUAGUUUCCAUUCUUAUUGGAAAGUUUUAUUAUGAAUGCUACUGUAUAAAGCAUGUAUUAAUUAGUUACUGCUUCUGAACGUUAAUAAGGUAACUUUUUAAGUAUUAUGUAUGUUAAUAACAACAGUUUGGUUAAAUGCUUACAAGAGUACAGUGUUAAUAUUAAUUUUAUAACAAAUCAAUGCAUAAAGAUCGUAAUAUUAUUUACAACUAGUUAGAAAACUUGAGGUUAAAAUGAUAAUGUUGCCUUGUUUCAUCAGUUAAACAUCUGUACUCUUAACAUUAUAUUGCCCCCCCCUACAUUUAAAAAAAAUUACGUAUUAUGAUGUGAACUUAACGUCAUAGUUCAACUAAAUAUUUUUAGUAAUUAUUUAUUCAAACUAUAAAUUUAUGUUUGUAAUAUUCUUUUAGUCUGAUGAUUUGCACUGUAAAAGCUGAUCCCCUGAGUACAUGUUUUUGCCCCCCUCUGAACUUAUUUUUGUGGGCACCCCUGAGUACGAGUUGUAUUUUGAUACUUAUGUUUUGAAUUUUGAUAUUAAAUAUUUGAUACUUAAACUAUUGUGAUGAACUACCUAUGCUGUUAAAUGUAAGGAGCUACAUAACAUUUAAAUGAUAGAGUUUCCAUUAGUCACUUAAUCACCAGGAACUUCUGUGCUCUACUCAACUCUGCUUUUGUCGGUGAAACAAUAUUUAUUCUAGCAAAUCUUUGUUAAUAUUUGUGUUUUAGUGUGAGUGUAUGUUUGGUUGUUUUUAAGUAUGAGUACGAAACUACCAACUGAUGUGA
Molecule: messenger RNA, 3986 nt
Organism: Limulus polyphemus (Atlantic horseshoe crab)
Lineage: Eukaryota; Metazoa; Arthropoda; Merostomata; Xiphosura; Limulidae
Product: probable phospholipid-transporting ATPase IIB
Exons: 21
Coding region: 59-2920 (953 amino acids)
Biological process (GO): endocytosis; phospholipid translocation; retrograde vesicle-mediated transport, Golgi to endoplasmic reticulum
Cellular component (GO): trans-Golgi network; plasma membrane; endosome
Molecular function (GO): ATP hydrolysis activity; ATPase-coupled intramembrane lipid carrier activity; ATP binding
Source: RefSeq, a predicted model, not a curated record